Messenger RNA from Liolophura sinensis, 759 nucleotides. RefSeq names its product serine-enriched protein-like. Gene Ontology annotation, molecular function: protein binding. Lineage: Eukaryota; Metazoa; Mollusca; Polyplacophora; Chitonida; Chitonidae. The transcript is spliced from 5 exons. The record is from RefSeq and is a predicted model, not a curated record. Bases 1 to 759 code for a protein of 252 amino acids.
AUGCCGUUUUGCAACACCAGCACCCUCUUCCAUGAUCUCCGAUUGAUGACGGAAAUGCCCGAUCUAUGUGACGUCAAGUUUAUUGUUGGCAAAGACAAAGUUCCGAUUUACGGAGUGAAAUCCGUCAUGGCUACUAGAAGCAGAUUUUUGUACCAAAGUAUCCUUGCAAAGGAGAAAGAGCUCACGGGAUCGACAAAGCAAACCAAACUGAAGCUUGUCUUGUUGCCCAAACUGAAACAAUUUAGAAAGAAGAAAUUCUUGUCGUCAGAGAAAAGACAAGCAUCGCCUGGACUCCUCACUAUACAUUUACCGGGAGAAAAUCCAGCUAUUUUCCGUGACAUCAUCCAAUUUGUGCACAGUGGGCGAAUCAGCGCCAGUGUGCACAAUAUUGUUGACGUGAUGGUCACAGCUGACAAUUACGGUCUCACAGAACUCUGCUCCUCCUGUUUUCACUUCGCCACCAGCUUUAUCAACCUUGAUACCAUCCUUCCUCUCCUCACCUCAACUUUGAGGUUUCUAAAAAAUAAGUGGAUAAAACGCCUGUUGAUUAAGAUCUGGGAUUUUGUCGACGAAAAUGCUGGCCUAAUUUUCCAAACUUCGGGGUUCGAGAAAAUUCCCAAAGAAUCAGCAAUGUUGAUAUUAUCACGUCCAAAACUCAGCGUCACAGAAGCGGAGAUUCGGAAAACAGUAUCUGAUAGGAGCAGACGACAGUGUCACGUGACAGACAAAGAGACGUUUGACAGUUUGGAGUCAAGUUGA